This is a messenger RNA of Peniophora sp. CBMAI 1063, 2771 nucleotides long. The record is from the annotation of a GenBank genome assembly. Lineage: Eukaryota; Fungi; Basidiomycota; Agaricomycetes; Russulales; Peniophoraceae.
GUUCACGCGUCAAACUUGAGAGUGGCGCUAACGCCCAGGAUACCACUUUGCCCUCAGGUAGCAACGUUUCUGCCUCUGGGGCUGUCCAAGGUAGUUGCGGAUCUGGUAGCAGCAGCAGUUCUACCGCCAAGAUCGCCCCUACCGUCAAGAAGGUGUCUGCUCGCGGUCGACGGAAAUCGAAUCGACAUCCUUCUCGCGGUAGCGCCCGAGUCGGUGAGACCGUCGCGUUUGCUGGACAAUGCUCUGUAGAUGCUGUGGCCCACGAUGGCUCGAUGGUUUCUCGCGAUCCUUGUGGGACAACCUCUGUCGCCAAGCCCAAAACUCCAGCGAGAAUACCAGCGUCCGCCCCUCCCGUCCUCCAGGACACGCCACCAACAGCGGUCCCCGACUGGAACCUCUCGCUUCAUGAUGCGAAAGAGCGAAAAAGGGAUGAAAUCAAUGAGGAGCGCUCACAACAGAUCGAGGGCUUGUCGGUUGGCCCCGUCAAGCUACAGGUCUGGGUGAAGGAUGAUACAAUUACUCCUCCCAGCACUCGCACCGACCCUUCCAGUGCUUCACACUUCCGUAAUCUGGCUAAAAAGCUGUUCGCUGUCAUCUCAAAGACGCAUGGGGAAGCAGAUCUAUGCCAGGCCAUCAUCGAUAGCGGUCUAUGUCAAAAUCUCCAUCCAACGGAUACCCAUAUCAUCAUGGGAAAAGACAUCAAUGCUCCCCAUCAAGUGUAUGCUCCGGACUUUGCUCUAUUAAGCGCUCUUCUUCCUGCGGACAUGGAUCCUGCUCUGCGCGCCAUGGUCGUUCUGGAUAUGAUGGAGGUUUGGGGCGACCAGAAAGCCAACAACGAAGAUUCCCACGGCGGACUCUCGGGUUCUGUUCGCUUCAAGACGCGCGAUACGCCAACAUCUCGACAUUCUCGAGGUCAAUUUACGUCGUAUUCCAUUGUCAUGUUCUCGAACUCCUUUCGCACCUCUGUACAAGCGUUCCUGAUCAUGGGAGACGAUGCUCGUCUAUUUCGCUUCGACCGCGCUGGUGUCAUCUACACAGAGCUAUUCAAGUGGCGUCAAACCCCAAAUCUCCUACGCUUUCUGUCUUCGGUCGACGCCAUGACUCCUGCUCAGCGAGGUCGCGAUACUUCCGUGAGCUCUAUUGAGUACAGAUCGAAGGAAGCUACGCGCGCUAGGAAAGUCCUUCGCAAAGCCAUGGCGGCCCAUGAUCUACCUCACGGCAUCACCGAAGAUGCUGUCUUUCCAGAUGAUGGUACUCAUCUCAAUAUGUUCCUGCAAUAUCGAUCCGACACCCGCACAUUCCACCGCAUCGUCGCCCAUCAUCCGAUGGAGUAUAAUACGUCCAACUCUCUCACUAGUGACGGCGCCCGCUACUGGACUGCAGUCGAUAUAGAUCACGACAUCGUUCUGUCGAUGAAGGAGUAUUGGCGUCCUUGUCUACCUGGAUUGCCGUCGGAAACGGAAAGGCAGGCUCGACUCAACGACGCGGGCGUUCCCCACAUUCCGCAUGUAUAUUUCGGUUCCGACGUCCCCAACGAUUCGGACAAGUUGUAUGCGCGAUAUGAAUCUACCAAUCGGCGCCCCCUCAGCAUCGAAGAGCACAACUCGCUCACGUACCAGUCCACUUACACGGAUCAGUUUUGCAACGCACACCCUGAGGUUCAACGAAAGGCGUCCGACCUCGGGGGAAAGCCCAACGAACGUGUUGAAGUCAUACCACGUCGCCUCCAUCGCGUGUUUUACGAGACCGUCUUUCGGAAGUUGGAGACCUUCAGAUCUGCCAAAGAACUGGUUGAGGUGAUGCACGACGUCUCAGAAGCUCAUUCAAAAGCUUACGACGUCGGCAUUCUACACCGAUGCAUUACGGCGUCUUCCAUUCGCAUUGACAGUAGUGGGCGCGGCUUGCUUACAAACUGGGACCAAUCCAUCUUUUGGCGGACGCAAAGCACGACGGCCCGGACCAAGGAGCGACCGCAUAGCUGGGCGUUCUUGUCUGCGCGUUUCCUCAUGGACCCGUCUGAAAGCCCUUACCUCCUUCAGGAUGACAUCGAGUCCAUCAUCCAUAUACUGCACUACUUUGCUUUACGGUUCCUCCCUCUGUGCGGCGAGGGCGAUACGUUACUUAUCCCACGGCAAAAAAUCCUCCACGCUUUACGAGCCGUUUAUGGGGAGGCAUAUGUUGAUCACGAGGGUCGCAUUCGCGGUGGUCAUUUCAAAGGCUCGUUGCUCUCUGGAAAGCUGAGUAUCUUAAAUUGGGCAGACAUGGAGGGUUUCAUACAACCAGGGCCCCUUUGGGAUCUGCUCGUGGAGACGCGUCGCCUAUUCCGUGACAUAUAUGAUCUGGACCCGGAGCCUCCCUCCUCGAAGGGCGCGAAAGAUCCAGAAACUCUCGCAAAAUAUAAUCAAGACGUAGCGGAGUGCACGCGGCUUCGCGACAAAGCCAAAGAGAAUCUUCAGUCUUCGGAGCCUCUACUGGAACUCUUUGCGGAGUUCCUCUCGGACGAGUAUUCCAACCACUGGUCAACGACAGGUGGUGAGCCCGGGGACCAGUUCCCUGUGAAUGACAGGGCACCGUACGGCCCCCGAGCGUUCCAACGGCAACAUGCUACUUCCACGACGACUGGUUCGAAGAGACCUCGGCCUUCUGACUACGAGUCAGGGACUGGAAACCUCAAGCGACAGAAACAGACUGGCCUGUUGGAGGACGAGGAUGACGUAUUCGGUCCGCGCUCCGGCAGCGUCGCGACAUCUGGUGUGUCUAAGAAGAGGUAG